Anguilla anguilla (European eel) is the source of this 16277-nucleotide messenger RNA. RefSeq names its product ATP-binding cassette, sub-family A (ABC1), member 12 (gene abca12). The record is from RefSeq and is a predicted model, not a curated record. NCBI's taxonomy places the organism in Eukaryota, Metazoa, Chordata, Actinopteri, Anguilliformes, Anguillidae. The transcript is spliced from 71 exons. Gene Ontology annotation, cellular component: membrane; intracellular membrane-bounded organelle. Gene Ontology annotation, biological process: lipid transport; transmembrane transport. Gene Ontology annotation, molecular function: lipid carrier activity; ATP binding; ABC-type transporter activity. The coding region runs from base 239 to 15298 and encodes 5019 amino acids.
AUCAGCAGUGCAAUCCGCAGCCUUCAGGCUACUUACUAGUCGCGAGGUGUUCGUUAAGACGCGGACUAUUUUUUUGGUGCUAAAUUAAAAGAAUAUAUCAGUUUUCUAUCUUGGCAAGAGCUUCAAUCUGAUGGAGACAGUUGCAUGCUAGGAUCUACCUAGCACAAUGCGUUCUCCAGAAUCUAUUUAUUUCACUGGAUAUCGGUAACGACAACUACUGAAAAGGAAUCACAGCAAGAUGGCCUCGUUCUUCCACCAAUUACGACUUCUUCUUUGGAAAAAUUGCCUGAGCGUUAUCAGACAGCCCGGCUGGUCUGUGGCGCUGCUCGUCUGGCCCCUCGUCAUCUUCAUCAUCCUCGCCAUCACCCGCUCGCAGUUCCCCCCAAAGCUAAAAGGCACAUGCUAUGUGGCUCCCCGAAACCUGCCGAGUGCCGGCUUCUUCCCCUUCCUCCAGACCCUCAUGUGCAGCACGGACAGCACCUGCUCCAACACGUCCUACCUGGUGGGGUCCAGCAGCCGAAGCUCCGCCCCGUCGUCGCAGUGGACGGCGGAGGACGUGCGCAAGUUGGCCCUGGUGCCUUUCGACCUCGACGGUUUCGAUGCAGCCCAACGGGGCAGUGCGGUCAAAGCAGCCCUGGAUGAGGACGGCGGUGAGGACCAGCCACACAUGAGCCAGAUCUGGAACAAAAUGCUGGAUCCUAGCUUUGAAGGCCUGCCUAACAAGACUGAACUCAUGGCCACCCUGAACUCAACCUUGCUAGAAGACCAGGAGGUUCUGAAUGCCAUGCUGGAGUCGGUGAACCUGCUGAAGAAGUCGCUGUGCAGCGCCUCCCUGUCCAUGCUCAAAAACUCCACCCUGUCCUCCAUAGAGCCCCUCACUUACGCGCUCGUCACCUUCUGCAAGACCAACGACACGCUGCUGGAGGUCCUCCUUCUUACACUCAACCAGGCCGUGACGGAGCAGAUGCUGACCAACCCGGCGGAGCUGCUGGACACGGUGGGGGCGGCGGUGGUGGCGUUCGAGCGGCUGCAGCUGCAGAACCCGCCGUGGGAGGCGGCCCUGCGGUUGCCCCGCCUCUUCACCCCCGACAACGCGCCGGGGAAACUGAACGAGCUUUUCUCUCUGCUGAGCGACGUCAAGAGGUCUCUGAUCUCCAUCCAGAGCAUUUUCCCUCAAGUUCCCGUUGCCACGGCGACUCCCGUCCUGGAUCACGCUCUCAGCUUCCUGCAGUACCUCAGCGACUGGCCUGGCAAAGGUGUCGACGUUCCUCUGAGUGAUGUCGUCGUGGUACCCCAAAAUAUUUCCCUGUCUGACACUGAGGCUGCUGUGAUCGAGCGGGUCAAGGUCCCAUUGGAUAUGGCCGCGGUGCUGAUGGAUUAUCCCACCUUUGAACACUAUGUGUGCGCCGGCAACCUCUCCUGUGGGGACGGGGGGCUGUUUCGGCUGUUCGGAUGGAUUAACCAGGACCAGGUCACCCAGCAGGUGUACCAGGCCUGGAGGCAGCAGGUGGCCUCCUCUGACGUCGCCUUCGUCAAUCGGAUGCUGAAUGACCUCCUGGCGACCUACAGCCCCGAGAGCGAGAAUCUGUUCUCCUUCCCCACGAUGUCCUCCCCCAAUGCCAGCGUGCAGCCCCAAAGCCUGGGAGAGCAACUGUUCCUGGACGCGGGUUCGAUGGUCCUGGGCCUGCUGAGGGGACGCCCUGGCGAGGGGUUCGUCCAAACGGGUCUCAUGGGGGCCCACGCCUCCAUGGAGCUGGCCGCACAGGUCCUCGAAACGCUGCAGGAACAAAUGGACAACUUGCUGAAGGACGCCCAUCACGUCAAGCAGACGUUCCUGUCCCUCAUGCAGGACGAGGCUUCCGCCAACGACUGGGCCGGAAGCGCCGUGGGCUCCGCCAUGGACGGAAUCUUCACGAAGGUGCUUUUCUCCUCGGAUCCCGGGGCGUGCAGGGACCUCCUCGCUUCGUGGGACUGGCUCUCCAAGCUGAGCUCCUUCCCCCCUGGCCUCUGGAACGCCGUCCUCUGCCCGUCCAACGACUCCCGCUUGCUCGACGCGCUCGCGACGCAGUGGUCUCCCGUGGUCCCCGAGUUGCUCAGACUCAUGGGAGUGGUCAACGGCAGCGAGGUGUUCAACGUCACCGCUCCCAUGCUGCUUACUGAUUGGCACAAGCUGUCCGGAACCGUCCUGCAGUUCGGCCAAUCCCUGGGAGGGUUCUCGGCGUACGACUGGGCUUCCUGGAUGCCCCAGCCGAGCAACAUCACGGUGGACUGGUCCGGAAUUCUCAUGAGGAGGGGCCUGGAAUCUUUUGUGGGAGUGGGCUUGGAGCUGGAAAAGAGCCCUGAUUGGCCUGGGAUGGAAACAUACUUCCACGUUGCCUACUGGAUCAUGACCUUCCAACCCAACAUCACAGCACCUCCGAACUGCACUGUUGACUCGGACACUAUGGCGCCCCUCUGUCACACGGAUUUCACCUGGGAAAAAUUUGUCCCACUGGGCGCGUCUCUGUUACAGGAGAUCUCCACCAAUCCAAUGGCUUUAGUGAGGUGUGUCCAGGGCUCUUUGGCUUUUCUGCAAGGUGUGUAUGGACAGUUUGCUGUUGGCACAGUGAUGAACCAACUGAGCGCCCCCGAUCUGUUGCCCGGCGAUGGGUCCAUUCAGAGUCGCCUGGAUCAUCUUAUCCAGAUCCUGGACAGAGACCUGAUGCUGUUCUCUAACAUCUCGCCCCUGGAGCACUUUGACAGCCAGCUGUCACAGACCCUCCUCGGGGAAGCAGUCGAGGCCCUGGGCCUGAAGCCCCUGGAGGCACUGUGGACACAAGGCCCUGUCAACGACUCUGACAUAAUCGGUGCCAUAACACUGGCUGCUCAAAACAACCAGCACCUUUUGUCUGCCUUGGACUUUCCUGAGAACGCGACGGACCCGUCUCUGGCAGAAUUGGAGGCUCUGGUCUUCCGGUGGUUGUCCGGAGGGGGGAGUCUGUCCCUCCCCCUGUCCCUCAGUAUGUCCGACGUCCUGCUCACGUACUCCGCUUCCCUGAACUCCACGGACCUGGCGUACCUGCAGACGCUUCUCCGGCCCCUAACUAACCAGAGUGCCAGGGGUGUGUUUGAGCUGGUCCUGCAGGCCAUGCAGGGAUUGAAGCAGGUGUUGGAGGCACCAGGUGACCCCUCGAUGGUGAUUCUAGGCUACUUGAACCAGCUGCAAGACUUCCUGAUGUCCGCCCUGCAGUUGCACGGAUACACACAGCUUCUCGGGCAAAGCGGCAUCACCCCGGAGCAGUUUGUUGACCUUCGCCCAGUGUUCCUUCAGACCAUCCAGCUCAUCCAGGGUUCCAACAUGACCGGUGAUCUUGCAGCCUUGGAUACCGUCCUUAUGCACCUGGGUGGCUUCCUCCCUCCAGAGCUCCACCCCCUCUAUGAGGCGCUCAUCAACCAAACCGGCGUUCUGAUUGGACGGCUGUCCAGCUGCGCCGCCGCUGGGUUCGACUGCGCGGCUGCAGUCUCCCACGCCUUUCAAAUCCUGUCUCAGUCCACAGAAACUCUGCUGCAGACAACCAAUGGGUCAGUCAACGUCCAGCUGGCGCUUGGCUCUGACUCCUACUUCUCUGAUCAGGCAGACCUGCCCCUUUCUGCAACUGGGGAUCUCCUGUCCCUGUUGCUGUUGGGGUCAAAUAGCACCAACACAUCCUGCCCUGUAGAGAAGACUAUCACCCAGACUCUGCACUUCCUUGAGCAGGUCUUGGCGAUGCCCAACAUCAGCCUGAGCUCCUUGCAGGAAGCCCUCCGUGUCUCCAACCUCACCCUUGGCGAGCUGGACAUGCUCGCCAUGGUGGCAGGGUCUGCUAAUGUCUCUACAUUACUGGCAGACCUCUUGGCCAUUGUGGACGUUGGCCAGCAGUGCUUCCAAAUCCACCCCCAGAAUGUGUCCUUGGAUUCGGGGCUCCCAAAACCAACAGAAGCCGACUGCAUAGUAGAGCUUAUUAUGAGGACAACAGGGUUCCUUCAAGGUCUCAACAUGCCCCAGGAAACCCAGACGAUAUUCAUGACCCUGCAAAACUUGAUCAAGUUCUGGGCCUCUGAGGCAGUGGAGGAAGGAGGCCUGGCAUCUCUGAUUUACAAGCCUGGGGAAGACCCACUGGCCACAUCCAUAAACACAUUGACUGUCCUGCUGGGAAAUAUCCAAGAGAACCUGCAUGACCUCUUCCCGGAAUUCUGGCCCCAGAUCAACAGUGAAAUCCAAUUUCUGGAGAGCCUACUCCAUCUGGCAAAUGAGACAUUCCCAUACACCACUACCAACUCCACCCAGCAGAUGCAUAACCAGACAGUAUCACUAGAAAUCAUGGAGUGGUACCUGGAGAAGUUGAAUGACGUGAUACAGGGCAAAAAUGUCUCCUUACUGCUUUACCCCAUGAUCAGGAUGGCUGAGUUGCAGCUGGCAUAUCAGGUGGCUCAGCAGGAUUUUCAAAUUUUCAUAGCACAGGAGACUGAAGACCUGAUCCAGUCAGUGCAGCUUCCCUUGAAUGAGGCGGACUUCAACAAAAUCGAUAACUAUAUCAUUGCCGUCAUUCAGGCUGAGCUACAAUUGAUGAAGGAAAACCUUGAACUGCAGAGGGAGUCUAAUGCGGUAUUCGGUCUGCAAGCGCCAGACUUCCUGGAAGAGAUUGACGCUCAAGCGAUGAAAUACAUGAACCUCAUUUGUGAUUGGCUGGGGGACACCCACCUGAGCUCGGUCGUUGGCGGCAUCCUCCAAUGGGAUGCAGGCUAUCUGAACAACACCACCCCGGGGCCGAACAUUAGCCAGCUGCUUGACACCUUGACGCCCUUCCUUUCGGGGGAAGAGGCGGCCGUCCUCGCGCUCGUGGGGCGCGUCACCCAGGCCCUGGAGCGCGCUGUCCUAGCGGGCGGACGAGAGGGAGGGGUCCAGAGCGACGACUUCGCGGAAGCCAUUUCGGAAGCGGUGGGGGCGAUCCUGAGGAACGUCAGCACCGAGACGGGACCUCUUCCGGACUCUCUCGUCGCGAGCGCCCUGCAGGUCCUCUUGGAGUCCCUGCAGCUGAUUGGCAAUCCUGACAUGAGCUACUCGGAUGCUCGUCAGCUCACGGUGAAUGUCCUCGAGAAAGCCGGGGGGUUGAUCCAGGCCGUGUUUCCUCCGGAAGUCUCCCCUGUCCUUCUGCAGAUGAGUCAGGCUGUCACCGUAUACCUGGAGACCAUCGCCGAACCGGGCGGUCAGGAUAAGUGGAACCAGAUCAUCAUGAGAGAGCUGCAGCUUUUCUUGCCUGGCAACUCGAGCGUUGACGCCUAUCUGUCUGUGAUCAUGAACAUCACUGAGCUCUUCCUGGGCCCUGGCCAAGAGGGCAACGGCAGCCUGUGGGAAAGUUUGCAGGGCGUUGACAUUGGAAACCUCGCGGAAGUCAACGAAAAGGUCCAGUACGUCCUGACCACUCUGUCCCACCUCAUCCCUGGGGGGCAGGAAUGGGGCACGGUUCUGCAGUCUACCCAAGCACUGGGGGACUUGGUCCCGGUCCUGCUGGAGGUCUUAAGUGUACAGGCAGAUGAGCUCACCUGGCAGAGGGCAGAGAGCAUGCUGGGAGAUCUCCUCUCAGCCAUUCAAGGCGGCCCAGGCAAUGAGACCCUCCCCACUGCCGUCGCGGUCAUAAAGGAGGUCAUCGCUGGCUGGGUUCACGACCUCAGGGCUCAGACAGAGCUGAUCCACGGCCUCCAGGAGCCCUUCUCCCGCCUGCUGGCGGACAUCGCGCGCGCCGCGAACUCCAGUGACACGAACGCCACCGACGCCUUCAGCCUCGUUCCUGACGCCGUCCUGCGCACCAUCCGAGCCGUCCAACAGGCUGAGGAGGCAGGCCGGGCCUUCGAGUGCGGCGAGGCCCUAGAAGCCUGGGAAGCGGUUGCAGACGUGGCCGGGAUCAGCGAGGCCAGCCUGGGCAUGUGGUGCAACGUCAGCCUCCUCCCGGCCAUAAAUUCAUACAUGGCCUACCUUGGGGGAGCUGUGCAGCACAACGUUACUGGUGCUGGCGUGGAGACGAUGCCCGCGAACGCCAGCGCAGAGCUGAUCGUGGCCGAGCUGCAGUCCGCGUACCUGGCCAUCGUGAACCACUCCCUCGUCAUAGAGGCCUUCACCAGUGACCUCGCGGGUCACUGCCUGCUUCUCGACCUCGUCCCGCCACCAGGCCUGUCUAGCAUGGAGGACUGGAUGAGCAGCGUUCUCAGCGAACAGCUGCUCCAAAGUGCUUUGGCUUUCCCAGAAUUCCUCCUGCCCUCGCUGGAGCAGGCCACUGCUGACUGUCCCUACUUGCAGCCGUUAGCACAGGCCCUGGAGCUGACCGUGGACUACACCCUCCAGAACUCUCUCCAGCCAGAGAACUCCUCGUUCGCCCCUAACUUCCUCGGCCAGGCCCUCCAGGUCGUCCUGAGCGGGCUGAACUGGACCGGCGACUCCCUGGACCAGAUCACGAGCGGAGCGGUCUUCUCCAGCGCCGACGGCGACCUCAUCGACAAAGUCAUAAAGGACGCCAUCAGGGAGAUUAUCCGGCAACGGAUACUGGGAGACUGGCCUGUGGCUUACCAGUUCAUGGAACAGCUACUGGGGGCAAACGCCACCUCCCUGAUCCUGGAGAAAGCCUUUGAGCUGAGUGAAUGGUGGAGGUCCACGGAAACUUCCGGAAUGGAGUUUGUGUGGGAGGCCAUGGUGAAGCUCUACGGCGCAGUCAGGGAUUUGCUGUCUUUGGACAUCCUCCAGAGUUCCUACUCAGACCUCUUCAUUGAACUUUUCGGUAACAUCCUUGACACCCUGAGGCAGAUGGCCAGCACGAGUGACAUCUUUGCCCCCCUUGACACCUACAUCGCCCAGUUCCAGGAGCAGCUUGGCAUGUCGCCUCAGCCUCGGUCCGUCGGCAGGGUCAAACGUAUGGCUGACAGGCCGCCAAUAGAGGACUACCUGGACCUACUUGAAAUAGACUACCCUGCUCUGCUGAAGGCUCUGUCUGUCCCGCCCACAACUGCAGAGAUCAUGGAAACUGUUAAUGUGUUCUUUGCUAAUCCAGACCUUGCCACUGUGUUAAAGGGCUGGUCCAUGCAGUUGACCGGGGACCGACAGGCUGAAAUCAUUGACACUGCCCUCAAAACUCUCUCCUACGCCACUGCGUCUGGGCAGUGGGAGAAGUAUUUUGACGUGUUCACGGAGAUUGGCAGAGAAGGUUGGGGUCUCGAUGACCUUGGGAAGAUGGAGAAACUUCUGGAAAGUAUGAGUACCCUCAUUGACGUGGCUACCGUGCUGUCCCGGCAACCUUCCCUUGACAUCGCUCAGAAGGUGGAGCUCAUGAUCCACGAGUUGAGCCCCAUAGUCUCCCAGAUAGCACAGAGCCAGCAGGGUAACCACACUGAUACAGCCAUCCAGUUCUUCACAGCUGUUAAUAGCAUACUGAGUACGAACUUGGAGGCUGCCAAAGACAUCGACACCCUGAUUUCUGGGAUCGUUCAUGAUCUUAUAACCUCUGUCUCUGAACCUGAGUCCCAGACAAGCCUGGCCCCUUACACGAUGGCGCUGGAUCAGACCAUCGCUGCCUUUGCCACCUUCCUGCCUCCAGAGGAUGUGAUGUACUUCAACUCCUCAGCUCAGAUGAUUGAAGGCUUUGCAAUGCUUUUGUUCUCGCCAAUGGACACAGAGAGCCUUGUGGGGUCCGUCAGCUUGGUCUCAGACUCACUGGACCACCUCCUGGCUGCUGCUGGGGAGACCAGCUUUUCCACUGGGCAGCCUGUCCAGGAUGUCACCCAUCCCCUGAUCCUCAACAGUGUUCUCGCUACCCUGGCCCUCUGGAACCUCUCCAUCUCCAACUACACCUUUGGAAGCAGUCAAGAGCAAGAACAGGCAGUAACACAGGUGGUCGGACACCUGGUGUCCCUUCUUCCAGAGGACCAGAGGCAGUAUGUCCUGCCUCUCCAGACCCCCCUCCUCGCUGGGCUGUCUGGGGUGUCCAGCAGUGCUGAAAUCCCCCACGCUUUCCUCAACAUUUCCGAACAGGUCACUGUCUCUCUUCUGAUCAUGCUGAAUAUCACCGAGUCUCCAGAGGACCUGAGCACCUCCCCCUAUGGCCUCGCCGGCACCCUCUUCUCUGUCUCAGACCUGGUGUCCAGGAGCCUGUGGACAAGCUUGUCCCAGGACCCGUCCGCAAUGCGUUUGCCUCUCGUGUUCCAGUCCCUACGCCAGGCAGUCAUCCUCCUGGACCCCGUACUACCACCCGAGGGCAGACACUACCUUAAUGCCUCCCUCUACGUCCUCGAGACCUUGGCCAUCACCCUCAACCACACCGGUGGAGACAUGGGCGGUGCCGCCUCCACCAUAGCCACCUCUGUCCAGUCCCUGCUAGCUGUUGUGCCAUUCCCAGCUUCCCAGACCACCGCUGACGUCAUUGGCAACCUUGAGCAGACAGUCCAGAGGGUCCUGGCCAUCCUCUCCUCUGACCUGGGGCCCAUGGAUCAGGCUACCAGCAUCACCCGGGUUCUCCUGCAGGAUGUCCACAGCAUGCUCACCCUGGCCCUCAACAGCACAGAGGCUCAGAUGGCCCAAGUAGUGUUCGGGGCUGUUAAGAUGAACAUGGGCCAUCUGCUGACAUUGAAUUCAACAAACUGGGCAGAAAAGCUUCCAUACCUGUUGUUUGACAUUGGUGACAGAAUUCCAGAUGGGGUCCCCUUUGCUCAUUUGAUGAAGAACCUUUUCAAUGAAUCUCAAGAGUCCCUUCAUCACCUGUCCCAGAUGGGUGACAGCCUCCUCAAGGUUCUUGAAACCGAUUGGAUGUCCGGCAACUUCACCCCUCUUGUUGACACCCUGCUGAUCCAGGUGUGUGAUUUGGAGGGGCUGAGCUCGCUCCAGGAGCUGUACCGGGCGCUGUCACUCCCCCCGGGGUUCCUGUGCUCCAUGGGGGUCCCCACCACGGAGGUGGUCCACAUGCUGUCCUCCAGCCUGCUGCGGGAUGCGGGCGCGGGCCUCAAAGUCGUCUCCGACGCCGUUUUCGAGACCUUCAUUGGGGACCCCACCACCUACCACGUGGACUCCAACUGGACGAAUGCCCUCUCAAAUUACCUGGGACUCAAUGUGACCAGUCUGAGUUACCUCAACAUCAGUGUCAUGGCUCCUGGUCAGGUGAAAGUGUCUGACCUUCUGAAGAACAAAACGGCAUUCGUGAUCGAUGUCCUGCACCUGACCAGAAUACCCUCCGACGUCCUCAAUGGUCUGAUGGACACCGUUCUGCCCGACAACAACCUCCAGCUGCUGGCCUGGCUAGCUGACAUGCGUCACUGCGAUGACCCAUCAGCCCUGUCGCUGAACCGCACGGAGGAGCUGCUCUUCAAGUCCUUCUGCUCGCUGAGUCCGCACGAGUGGUACAACUUCGUGGUGCUGGUGGUUCGCUACGUCAACGUGGAGAAUGUCAUCUACAGGCUUAUCCUGUCCAGUGACAUGCAAGGCCUGAUCGGCUUCAUGCUGGAGAUGCUGAGAUUCUUGAUGAGCAUGUUGGACAGACUUCUGCCUGCCAUCCAACGGCUGCAGGGCUACCUGGUCUCCAUCGGCGACCUCAACCUCGUUGCCAACUCUGAGUUCCGAAGUCUGGUAAAUCAGGAGCGCUCCACCAUCUCCAGCAAGGCCACCUUCCUGACCGUAUCCAGAGCCAUGUGUGCCAAUGGCAUGCUGUCCCUGUUCGGCAUCUCCAAGCUGCCCAUCUCGUCCGAGACGGACCCGUCCACGCAGGGGGACCCCAAGAUCGAGGAGCUCAUCGAAAAGUUCAACAUCCCCCGCGAUGCCACUCCGUUCUGUAUGAACUUCUACCUGGACAUGGUGAACACCACAGGGGGCGCUGUUGCCUGGGCCUUCCUCAAGCCCAUGCUGCUGGGUCGGAUUCUUUACACCCCUGAUACCCCCCUGACCAGAGACAUCAUGAAGAAGUCCAACGCCACGCUGCAGCAGUUCGCUGACCUGCGGGUGUACGCCCAGGAGUGGCUGAAGUCCUCCGGCUACGUGUUGGACUCGGCGAGGCUGCUGCAGAAGACCCUUCCGCUGCUCCAGAAUUCCCUCCGCAAUCCCUUCGUGCAGAACUUCAUCCAGCUGCAGACCGACAUCAACGUCCCCCUGUUGCAGCAGACCCUCACCAGCUUCUCCAACAUGUCCAUCCUGCUGGAGAAGAACAAGCACAUCAUCACGCAGAUCACCACGCUGUCCACGCUGAUGAUGAACCUCUCCUCCUGCGUCAACUUCGACCGCUUCCAGGGCCUCAACUCCACCGAGGAGCUCGACAAUCUCGGCGAGAACCUCACGCGCACCCGCGACCUCUACGCCAGUGUCAUCUUCGAUCUGCCGAAGGGCGAGGGGUCGAGCCCGUCCCGGCGGCGUAGGAACGCGCCGGGCUCCCCGCCCCUCCCGCCGAAGGUGGCGUACACCGUCCGCAUGAACAUCGAGAACGUGAUGCGCACGGACCGCGAGCGCAACCCCUUCUGGGUGAAGGGCCCCUACAUCUCGCCCGUCAAGACGCAGCGCUACAACCGCGGCUUCGUCUACCUGCAGGAGAGCAUCGACCGCGCCAUCAUGGAGCUGCAGCUGGGCCGCAGGGUGGAGGAGCCAGCCGUGCAGCUUCAGGCCUUCCCCUAUCCCUGCUACCUGCAGGACGAGUACCUGAACAGCAUCUCCUUCGCGUUCCCAUUGGUGCUCAUGAUCGCCUGGGUCCUGUUCAUCGCCAACUUUGUCAAGAAGCUGGUCCACGAGAGAGAACUGCGGCUGCACGAGUACAUGAAGAUGAUGGGGGUUAAUCCCUUCAGCCACUUCUGCGCCUGGUUCCUUGAGAGCUCGGCCUUCCUGGUCGUGACCAUCAUCAUCCUCACCAUCAUCCUGAAGGGCGGCCGCAUCCUGCCCAACAGCGACGGCUUCCUGCUCUUCCUCUACCUCUGCGACUACGGCCUGUCCAUCCUGGCCAUCAGCUUCCUGGUCAGCGCCUUCUUCGACAAGACCAACAUCGCCGGGCUGAGCGGCAGCCUGAUCUACGUCAUCUGCUUCUUCCCCUUCAUCGUGGUCAUCUCCCUGGAGACCACGCUGUCCUUCUCUGCCAAGAGCGCGCUGAGUCUGUUUUCGCCCACCUGCUUCAGCUACGCCAGCCAGUACAUCUCCCGCUACGAGGGUCAGGGAGAAGGGAUCCAGUGGAGCAACUCCUACGUGUCCCCGCUGGCGGACGACUCCUGCACCUUCGGCUGGCUGUGCUGGCUGCUGCUCAUCGACUCCAUCAUCUACUUCCUGGUGGGCGUGUACGUCCGCAUGGUCUUCCCAGGAAACUACGGCAUCGCGGUGCCCUGGUACUUUCCGGUGAUGCCCUCUUUCUGGGCGGGCCUCUGUGGCUGCGGGGACGGGUCCCAGAAGAAGAGGGGGGGCACGCUGUUCUCCAACAUCUUGCGCAAGAACCAGGUCAGCUUCCCCAAAGACAAAGACCCAGUCAGCGCUUUCCCCUCUCAAGUGGAGGAUGAGUUCGCCGACCUGCCAGUAGGGGUCGCCCUCCACGGCCUGACGAAGACGUACGGCAGUCGAGCAGCGGUCCAGAACCUCAACAUCGACUUCUACGACGGCCACAUCACCGCCCUGCUGGGCCACAACGGGGCGGGGAAGACCACCACCAUGUCCCUCCUGACAGGUCUGUUCGGGCCCACGUCUGGCUCCAUCGACGUCUACGGGAGGGACAUGGAGACCUACAUCAACGACAUCCGCAAGGACCUGGGAGUGUGCAUGCAGUACGAUGUCCACUUCGACCACCUGACCACCAAGGAGCACCUGCUGCUGUACGGCCAGAUCAAGGCCCCCCACUGGACGCGGGAGGAACUGCAUCGAGAAGUGCGCAAAAUCCUCCAGGAGACGGGGAUGUACGCACACCGGCACAAGCGGGUGGGCACCCUGUCGGGCGGCAUGAAGCGAAAGCUCUCCAUCUCCAUCGCCUUCAUCGGGGGGUCCCGUCUGGUCAUCCUGGACGAGCCCACCACCGGCGUGGACCCCUGCUCCCGGAGAAGCAUCUGGGACAUCGUCAUCCAGCAUAAGAAAGAGCGCACCAUCAUCCUGUCCACGCACCACCUGGACGAGGCGGAGGUGCUGAGCGACCGGAUCGCCUUCCUGGAGAGGGGCGGACUCAAGUGCUGCGGCUCACCUUUCUACCUGAAGGACAAGCUGGCCCAGGGCUACAACCUCACCCUCACCAAGAAGAUCCAGACUCCGGGCUCAGAAAUGCGGUUUGAGGGCGAGGAGGUGAAGGCCUUCAUCCAAUCACAGCUCCCGGAGGCCCGGCUGAAGGAGGGGGAGGUGGGAGAUGUAGUUUACUCCCUGCCGCCCUUCGGCUCGCACAACGCGGAGGCGUACCACGCCCUGCUGACCGGCCUGGACCGAAACCUGGACGCCCUGCAGCUGGGCUGCUAUGGGAUAUCAGACACCACGCUGGAGGAGGUCUUCCUCCAGCUGACGAGGGACGAGGAAGAGGGUGAAGGUGCGAGCGGAGGACCCGAGGUCGACUCGGUGGUGGACCUCUCUGUCUCCCGGGAGACCCUCCCCGAGGAGCCAACCGGAAGCAGCGCUGGAGACAAAGAAAUUCUGACGGGCUCCUCCACCGUGCGCGGCCUGGCGCUGGUUGGCCAGCAGGUGGCAGCCAUGCUGAUGAAGCGGGUGCACCACUCGCGGCGGGACUGGAAGGGCCUGCUCGCCCAGGUCCUGCUGCCCGUCCUGUUCGUCAUCGCCGCCAUGGGCCUGGGCUCCAUCCGGAGCAACCUGCAGAACUUCCCCAAGACGGAGCUCUCCCCGGCCCUGUACCGCUCGGGCGAGCAGUACUCCUUCCUCAGCAACCAGAACAGCAACUCCAGCAAACUGGCGGACACCAUGAUGUCCUUCCCCGGAAUCGACAACACGUGCAUCGACGGGGGGGCCGAGGCGGUGUGUCCGAGGAGCACGAAAUCUGGGGACGAGACCUGGAGGUCGAGUGGAAAUGACUCGGUUACGUUCAAAACCUGCACCUGCACCCAGGCGGAGCAGGUCUGCCCCCAUUACAAUUACCAGCCCCCCCACAAGAAGGCCCCCUCCUCCCAGGUUGUCUACAAUCUGACAGGCAUAAAUAUCGAGUCCUACCUGCUGGCCACCGCCAAUGACUUCAUCCGGGACAGAUACGGCGGCUUCGCCUUCGGAAGCCCCCUCCCCACCAGCCUGAAAAUGGACCUCAUGGACGUCCCGGACAACAGGACCCUCACCAAGGUCUGGUAUAACCCUGAGGGAUACCACAGUAUGCCCGCUUACCUGAACAGCCUCAGCAACUUCAUCCUGAGGUCCAACCUCCCGGAUGGCAAGAAAGCAGAAACAUACGAAAUUUCGGUGUCCAGCCAUCCCUAUCCCGGCAAGGUGCAGGACGAGGACGCCAUGGUACGGAGCCUGGUUCACAUCCUGGUGGCCCUCUGCAUCCUGACGGGCUACUCCAUCAUGUCGGCCAGCUUCGUCAUCUACGAGGUGCAGGAGCACCACAGUGGCUCCAAGGGGCUACAGCACAUCUCUGGCAUCGGGGAGCCCUUCUACUGGGCCGUCAACUUCCUCUACGACAUGGCCCUGUACAUGGUCCCCGUGACGAUCUCCAUCGCCAUGAUCGCAGCCUUCCAGCUCCCGGCCUUCACCAGCAAUAACAACCUGGGCGCGGUGGCGCUGCUGCUGGUGCUCUUCGGGUUUUCCACCUUCCCCUGGAUGUACCUGCUGGCCGAAGUCUUCAAAGACACGGAGAUGGCCUUCAUCAGUUACGUCUGCAUCAACCUCUUCAUCAGCGUCAACACCAUCAUCUCUACCUCCGUGGUCUACUUCCUGUGGCAGCUCAACCUACAGGACGAGAGCAUCCACCAUGUGUACCAGAUCCUGAGCUACGUCUUCCUCAUCUUCCCCCAGUUCAGCUUCGGUAACGGGCUGAUGGAGCUGGCGCGGGUGGAGAUGCAGGUGCAGAUCCUGAGCGCCUACGGCAUAGACGCCUCAAAGGACCCCUUCGGCAUGGACGUGCUGGGCUGGAUGUUCGUCUCCAUGUUCCUGCAGGGGGCGCUCUUCUUCACGCUGCGCCUGCUGCUGAACAAGUGGCUGCUCCGCAGGCUCAGGCGGCUCGUCUGCCGCCGGAAGACCGUGCCGGACACGGGCAUCAAGAACGAAGACGAGGACGAAGACGUGGUGGCGGAGCGCGAGCGCGUGAUCCGAGGCGGGGCCAGCUCCGACCUCCUGCAGGUCAACCAGCUGACCAAGGUGUACCGGCACCUCAAAAAGAAGGUGCAGGCGGUGAAACGGCUGUCCGUGGGCAUCCCCGCUGGUGAGUGCUUCGGGCUUUUGGGCGUGAACGGGGCCGGCAAGACCACCACCUUCAAAAUGCUGACGGGAGACAUCAGCCCCACGGACGGGGUGGCGCAGAUCCGUGACUGGGACGGGAGGAUGGUGGACCUCAUGGACUGCCGAAACGAGGGCAUCAACGUCGGGUACUGCCCCCAGGUGGACGCCCUGGACGACCUGCUGACGGGCGAGGAGCACCUGUACUUCUACUGCCGGAUCCGCGGCGUGGCCAGGACGGAGAUCGAUGGGGUGGUGAACUACCUGCUGAGGAAGCUGGAGCUGGGCUCUCACCGCCACAACACCAGCCUGAGCUACAGCUGUGGCACCCGCAGGAAGCUCUCCACCGCCCUGGCUCUGAUCGGGCACCCCCAGAUCCUGCUGCUGGACGAGCCCAGCUCCGGGAUGGAUCCGCGCACCAAACGCCACCUGUGGAGGAUCAUCUCGGAGGAAGUGAAGGGGAAGUGCGCCGUGGUUCUGACCUCACACAGCAUGGAGGAGUGUGAAGCUCUGUGCACACGCCUGGCCAUCAUGGUGAAGGGCCAGUUCCGCUGCCUGGGCUCUCUACAGCAUAUCAAGAACAGAUUUGGCAGCGGGUUCACGGUGAAGAUGUACAUGGCGGGGGCUUCCAGCAACGUGGACGCCAUCACCGACUUCAUGCAGCUGCACUUCCCCAGCACUUACCUGAAGGACCAGCACUCAUCCAUGGUGGAGUACCACGUGCCUGUCGCCCCCGGAGGCGUUGCAGACAUCUUCCACCAGCUGGAGUCCCACAAAACUGCACUGCAGAUCAAGCACUUCUCUGUCAGCCAGACCACGCUGGACGAGGUCUUCAUCAACUUCGCCAUGGGGAAGGUUGGCAUGGAGACGAUCCCCAUCCACAGCGACGGCUCUGACUCGGACAGCUUAGACUCCGUAGAAGCCAUCGACACAUAGGAGGAGAGGAAGGAUGGAAGGCCCAAUCUUGCCCACGAUGCACUACUCCCUAUAUCUUGACAUGCCCUUAGAUACUGUAAAAUAAGAGUGCCUUUCUACUGUUCUUCAGGAAUACCGAUUCUAAUAUAAUGAAGUGUAAUGCCUUAUUUGUAAUGUAACAAAUCUAAAACAAGCACCUUCCGUUAGAUUUAUUUGAUGCUUUUUUUUUUUUGUAAGCACAUUAAGCUUGGCCCUGUGAAAAAGGCAGCUCACGUUUAGCAUUCUUUGUUCAUUGCUGUUCUGUAGGCUAGUGGCACUGUUACUUUGUGCUACCGCAAGGUCAAGAUCAUGUCAAAGAAAUGCUGGGAAUGUGUUGUUCACCCCUCCAUAAUCCAAUGAGUCAUGCACCACUUUUUUCACCCAUGGGGCCAAGCAGUGAAGAAAUGUGCAAUCAAUUGUUUACUAUAAGCGUGCAUUAAACAAAUGUAUACCGUUAUUUUUACAAAUGGCCUAUAAGUACUUUGAAAAUGUAGGAAAUUGGAAAAUAUUUGGGUUAUACUUUUCAGGAAGGUAAAAUCAAUUAUUUAGAACUUUGUUUUUUUUUUUCCUCUUUGUUUUAUAUUUCCAGGUGAUUUAUUGAAGGUGUUAUUUAUAGGAUGAAUCCAGACCUUGUGAUAUGUCACUGAUGCCAAUCAAAGUUUCUGUAACAUGAAAGAAAAAUUUUUCACUGUUGUUUUUCUGUGGGAUUUGUGAUAUUACUACAGAACAAUUUCCCUUUAUUAGUUAUUAACUGUUACAUUAUGUGAUUAACUAAUCAAUUUCUCUGAAUUCAAUGAUGUGCUCAUAAGGUUCAAUGAAUGUAUCUCAUGUAAAAAGAAUAACAGAAUAUUUAAUUAAAUAUUUCUUUUUAAGCAAAUCGCUCAAGAAUAUUUAUCAUAAAUUGAUGUACUAGUUUUUAAAAUGUACUGAACAGAGGCCUACAUUAAAUAUAUAUUUCAAA